AUGGUGGGCCUCGACCGCUUCUCCCCCCGGCCCUACCUGGACUUCGCAGAGCCCGGGUGGCCCAUCCCCGAGCGCACGUUGUCGGCGCGGUGGAGCGCGCCUGGGCCCCGGCCAGAGCUGGCCCUGGGCCCCUGGACCCCGGCCCGCGCGGCGGGGAGCGAGACGGCGUCGCCCUGGCAGGCGCUCCCACUGCGCCACUCGCCCCCGCCAUGGCCUGGGCGCGGGCGCGGGUACCCGGCCUCGCCGUGGGAAAGCCGCAGCCUGACCGACAUGGCCCAGAGGGCCCCCGACCGCGCCCGGAAGCAGCGGCCCUACAGCCGGCGCCUGGAAAAUGCCUGGGGGGAGGCUAGGUCCAAAGGCCAGCGGCUGGGAGGUGGAGGGCACAGCCUGACCUGGCAGCCGCCUCAACUGCAUCAGCCUCAACCCUGCCAACAGUACCCUCCGGCCCAGGGAGACUCGCCCCCGCCGGGACCUCGGGGAGCCUACACUCCCUUGAGGGCACCGAUUGGGGGGGAAGACGCACAGAAUGGAAACCGGUGGGCAGUGCCGGUCCGGAGAGAUUGCUGGUCCUUCUCCCCAGGUCCCACAGGGAAGUCUUCCAUGCUUUCCAAAGGGAGUACAUGCUCCGCCUCCGGGCACCCCCCGGAGAGGGGCGGUCAGGAGCUGCUGGAGUCACUAGGCGGCCAGUACUCCCAGCUGGAGGGCAGCUCAGAGACAGUGUCCUGUGAGGAGCUUCCGAGCCAGCCCUCGCAGAUCCUCAGAAGCAAACUGGCAGACGUGGUGAUCUCUUCCAGGGACCAGAAGAUCGUGGCCCUGGUGCUGGCCCGCCUUCAAAAGGCCCAGAAGAUGAGGGAGCUGCAGCAGCAGGCCGCGGUCGCCUGGGAGGAGCUGAAGCGCUCAGACCAGAAGGUCCAGAUGACCCUGGCCAAGGAGCGCAGGCUGCUGCUGCAGCAGAGCCAGGAGCAGUGGCAGCAGCAGAAGGAACAGCCCAAGGGUCACCUGUGCUGCCAGCGGCAUGCCCAUCAUCAGGACAGGGAGGGGAAGGCAGAGAUCCAGAAGGAGAAGCAGUUGGAGGCCCAGGGGAAGCUGGUGAAGGCCCGAGCCCCUGCCGAGCACAGGAAGCAGUGCCAGGUGCGGCAGUUGAUGGAGGAGGAGCGGGUUCAGGAGCAGAACAUCCUGCAACUGCAGAAGAGGCUGGAGCAGGCUUCUCACAAGAGGCACCUGCAUGCCCUGGAGGACUUGACAAGGGCCCAGGAGACCAACCUCACCUCCAUCAUCAACUACCAGGCCCGCAAGGUCCUCAUGGACUGCCAGGCCAAGGCGGAAGAGCUCCUCAAGAAACUGUCCCUGGAGCAGAGGUCCCAGGAGCUCCGUGAGACCCACGCGGCCUUGGGUCUGGAGCACCACCGAGAGCUGAGGGAGAAGGAGCCGAAGGAGGACAAGCAGCUCCAGCAGGUCCGGUGGCGAGUGGGAGAAUCCCAGGAGCAAAAGCAGAGGCGCCAGAGGAUGCUAAUGGAGCUGGUUGAUGACAAGCUCCGGCCGGCCAGGAGUAGCACCCAGGGGAACAUCAAAGACCGGGUGAAGCAUGCUCGCGAGCUCAGCGUCCUUCGGGAGAAGCAUCAUCACGUCCUGAAGCUGAAGGCAGAGAAGGAGGAGAAGGGCCACAUCGAGGGCAUCAAGGAGGCCAUUAGGAAAAAGCAGCAGAGGAGGGAACAGAUCUCUCGAGAGAAUGCAGCCGCUCUGGAGGACUUCCAGAAACUCUCCCGGGCCGCGCUGCAAAUGAGAGACCCAGUGAGAGCCCUUCCCACCAGCUCCUUGGAUCAGAAGCCUUGGGAAGCCCAGUUCCACGCCCAUCAGCCCCGAGGGAGCUACUGA
Messenger RNA from Echinops telfairi (small Madagascar hedgehog), 1875 nucleotides. It is a transcript of the gene CCDC185, whose product is annotated as coiled-coil domain containing 185. The transcript has a single exon. NCBI's taxonomy places the organism in Eukaryota, Metazoa, Chordata, Mammalia, Afrosoricida, Tenrecidae. Bases 1 to 1875 code for a protein of 624 amino acids. The record is from RefSeq and is a predicted model, not a curated record.